AUGGACGACGGCGCGCGCGUGUGGGUCGCGGACCCAGCGAAGAGCCCCGAGCGCGUGUGGCUCGCCGCCCGCGUCCUCGAAGCGCGGCCGACCGCCGUGCGCGUUGCCAUCGACAGCAACGACAUUGACAGCAACAACAACGGCAGCAGCAACAACAACAACAACAACAACGACCAACGAGACGUGCGCUUGGCGUUUGACGCCUCGGGCGCGUGUGUAAACGUGCUGCCCCGCAACCGCGCGGGCGAACAGGACCAGCGCGACCUCGUGGCGCUGCCGCACCUGCACGAGGCAUCGAUUCUCCACGCGCUGCGGCUGCGCUACGCGCGCCACGCGAUCUACACGCACAUUGGCGACAUUCUGAUCUCGAUCAACCCGUUCGAGCGCCUGCCGCAGCUCUACGGCGACGACGUGUUGCAGCGGUACGCGUACAAUGACCGGGACAGCCGCUUGAGCGACGUGAGUGCCACGGACGCGAGCGAGCCGCACCUCUUUGCGGUGGCACGAGCCGCGUACGUGGACAUUGUGCAGCACGGACGCAGUCAGGCGAUCCUCAUUAGCGGCGAGAGUGGCGCAGGGAAGACCGAGGCCACGAAGAUCAUUAUGACGUACUUUGCCAUCACGUGCGGCGCGCGGAAGAGCCAGAGCACAAUCACGACCAGUCACGAGGCGGCGGUAGUUGCUGAGGCGUCGGGUCUUGUGUCUCUGCCGCCCCGUCCGACGAUUGAGGAGCAGAUUCUGCAGUCGAAUCCGAUUCUGGAAGCGUUUGGGAACGCGCGCACCGUGCGGAACGACAACAGCUCGCGGUUUGGCAAGUUCAUUGAGCUGCGCUUCCGGGACGAGCGACGGCGACUCGCGGGCGCUCGCAUCCGAACGUAUCUCUUGGAGAAGAUCCGCGUGAUCAAACAGGCAACGAACGAGCGCAAUUUCCACAUUUUCUACGAGCUCUUGAGCGCCGAUCGCUCGUGCGUGAGCGAAGAGCAGCGGCAGGCGUUGGCGAUCACGGGCGGACCGCAGAACUUUCGUCUCUUGAAUCAAAGCCGAUGCUCGAAGCGACGCGACGGUGUCAAGGACGCCGUGCAGUUCCGUGCGACGCAGCGAGCCAUGCGGCAACUGGGGAUGAGCGAGUGCGAGGUCCAUGGCGUGCUGGAGAUCGUCGCGGCAGUGCUGCAUAUGGGCAAUGUGGAUUUUGAACAGGUGCCGCAUCGGCGCGAAGAUAAUGUGUUUGCGGACGAGGCGCGCAUUUUGACGUCGACGGUCGGCGAGUGCAACCACUUUACAAAGGCGGCGGAGCUCUUGGGCGUCUCGACGGAAGCGUUAGAUCAUGCACUGACGAAGCGCCAGCUGCACGUGUCCAACGAGACGUUAGUCGUGGGAGUUGACGUCGCGUACGCCCGCAACACGCGGAACGCAGUGACGAUGGAGUGCUACCGUCUUUUGUUCGAAUGGCUUGUCGCACGCGUCAAUAACAAACUGCAGCAACAGCCCUGGGGUGCCAGCCAGGACGACGACGAAGAUGACGCGAAGUCGGUCGAUUUCAUUGGACUGCUCGAUAUCUUUGGAUUUGAAGACAUGGCCGAGAACUCGUUUGAACAACUCUGCAUCAAUUACGCGAAUGAGGCGUUGCAACAUCAGUUCAAUCAGUACGUUUUCGAAGAAGAGCAGCGGCUGUACCGAGACGAGGGCAUCUGCUGGAGCUUUGUCGAUUUCCCGAACAACCGCGCGUGUCUCGAGCUCUACGAACGUCGACCGAUUGGCAUUUUUUCACUCACGGACCAGGAGUGUGUCUUUCCUCAAGGCACCGACCGCGCCCUCGUUGCCAAAUACUACCAGGAGUUUGAGAAGAAGACACAGCACCCGCAUUUUCGACCGGCCCCUCUCAUCCAGCGCUCCACUCAGUUCGUCGUGGCACAUUAUGCAGGCUGCGUCACUUAUACCAUCGAUGGGUUUCUUGCGAAAAACAAAGACUCCUUGGGCGAGAGCGCGGCGCAGCUGUUGGCGGGAUCGUCUAACCCGCUUAUUCAAGCCCUUGCCGCAGGAUCGGUGGAUGAAAACGGUGCCCGCGUGGACGCAGAGGUCGAAGGUGCUGGCGGCCGGGCCCGUCGACGUGCCAAGUCGGCCAUCGCAGCAGUCAGCGUGGGCACUCAGUUCAAGAUCCAGCUGAACGAGCUAUUGGCUACUGUCCGCGCUACGACACCUCGGUAUGUGCGCUGCAUCAAGCCCAAUGACUCGCACGUGGGCUCUCUUUUCCAAAGCACCCGAGUGGUCGAGCAGCUACGCAGUGGUGGUGUCCUUGAAGCAGUGAGAGUUGCCCGCGCAGGCUUCCCCGUGCGUCUAUCGCAUGAGCAAUUCCUCGGUCGUUACCGUCGCGUACUACUCUCGCUCUGCGAAUCCGGCGAUAGUGUUGCCGGAACAAAACGCUGUAGCCGGAGCGGAAUGGACUUGUGCCUGCAUCAGCUCAUCCAAGUUCUUGCUGACGGAACGAUGGAAGACGAAGACGGUGGUGAUGAGAAGAAACGACAGGCUCGACUCGGCGUCAGUCUUGGCAAGACGCGGGUCUUUUUCCGUCGCAAGCCAUACGAGAAGCUGGAAAACCUCCGCGUGUCUGUACGUCAAGAGGCAAGCCUUGUCAUACAAAAGCACGUGAGAGGAUUCGUGGCGCGCCGUAGCUACCGACACCUUCGCCAAGUCACAAUCGAAAUCCAAGCCCGCGUGCGAGGACAACGCGCCUGCCGAUACGUUUGCUGGCUACGCGAAAUGCAACGAGCUCGUGUAUUGCAAGCAAGAAUGCGUCAGCUGUGCGCGCGUAGCAGGUUUCUUCGUGCUCGGGCAGGUGUACUGGCGGUGCAGUGCCGCUUUCGAUGCCGCCGCGCCACACGAGUUGUGGAGGCGCUUCGUCAAGCGCGUGCUGUGACUCUCAUCUCGACAGCUUGGCGGCGGUCUUCAGCUCAGCGGAAGUACCGGAAGCUCUGCAGUGCUGUUUUGGCGCUCCAGUGCGCGACGCGUUGUCGUACUGCUAAGCGGGCGCUGAAGGCACUGCGCGAGGAGAGCCGAAACGUGGCCAAGCUGAAACAGGAUAAUGCGCAGCUCAAGGACGAGCUGGCUGAACUACGUCGGCAGGUGCAAGUCAUGGUGGCUCAAAGUGCGGCCAUAGAAUGCCAGCAGCCGUCGCUUUUCUCGUCGAAAGUUGACAUCGUCUCCGCUUGCGAUAUUCCUCAAAAGGCGGUCAUGCUCUCUUUAGACGAUGGAUCCCCAGAAGACGACAGCGAUCAGCGCGGCUGCCGAAACGUUUUGGAACCUGAAGUUGCGACCGAUCUUCCAUCAAUGGAAAACGGCGGCAACCCCAAUGUCGCGAGCGGCCGUGAUGUCGGUUGCACCGUGGAUUCGCUCGACAGCGGGCGGACGUCUAAGCCUCAGACACCGAAGUUGCGCCGUGUCCGCCGUUCCAGUUUGCCGCCCAUACUCGCAUCGGCAGACGAAGAUGCGGAAGUAGAAGACAUCACUCCGCCUAUGUCACCUUGCGCUCCUCGAUCGCGUGAUCGACGCCACAGCUUGGAUUUGUGGCGGCUUCAAGAGUUGAAGGUCCAAAAUGAGGCUUGUCAAUUGCGUGAAGAGAUUCGUGAAGUAGCUGCUGUUCAACCCUCGCCAGAACGUCAGCAUCAGCAAGAAAUCGCGCUCCAGAAGCUCGUCGCCGCGCAGAUCAAGCGCGAGACGAUGCGGUUGCAGCUACAGGCGCCUGAGCUGGCACUGAAGGUGGAAAGUAUUUGCACCGAGACUUCCGUCUCGUACAAUUACAGCCAGCAAAGGCGUUCUUGCACCGUCGAUAAUCCUCUCGGCAUUGCAACACCAUUGACGUCAUACGGUCAGCGGGGCUCUUCGCGCUGGAACAUUGCAACACCCCGCAGUACGGCGCACGCUACAAGCGGUUGCAUGCCGGCUUACUUUGGUAGCCCGAGCUACGCUGGAUCGUCGUACGCUGACGACCGCUCCGUGGAUGGCGAAGAUGACGUAUAUGGACGAGACCGGCAUUACCCAACGCUCCGACGCGCAGCAUCCGCUGGCAUGUAUCGUUCGCGGUCAUCCUCCAAUGCUUCGACGUGCUACACGUCAUCGCUGGCCGUUUCGUCUGGAGUUGCCGUCCCUCGCUUUGCCAAGGCCCCGACUUGCUACGAGUGCGACUGCACGUUCAACCUACUCGCGCGACGCCACCACUGCCGCCAGUGUGGCCACUCGUUUUGUUACGAACACUCGACCCGCCAGCUAGCGCUUCCUCACUUGGGCUACACGGCGGCUCAGCGCGUGUGCGACACCUGCUUUGAAGCGCACAUCCAGACCAUGACAUCGUACAAGUUGCCGUCUCUGGUACGCCGUCCAACAGACGCGUUGUCGACUUCGUCGUUUGCGAGCUCGCCGCGCAACCUCGGCAGCGGCGACAGCUGCUGCAGUCUGGAGAGUCCGGUCGAAGACGCAGCGCGAGUUGCUCCGCUGCAAACCCGACGGUCGCCGUUUGUAGCGGUUGCUACUUAG
This is a messenger RNA of Hyaloperonospora brassicae, 4527 nucleotides long. Lineage: Eukaryota; Oomycota; Peronosporomycetes; Peronosporales; Peronosporaceae. The record is from the annotation of a GenBank genome assembly.